AUACAAUCGCCCCCUGAUCGGGAAUAUUACUUUCACAGUAGUAAAACGAUUUUUGUUGGUAACCAAGUAAUGCAAAAACCGAAUAACUGUAAAGUUUUUAUUUUACCUGCACAGGAGUCACAGAAAAUGGCAAGUUUUUUUACGUCCAUAGGCAGGAUGUUAUAAAAAAAGUGAUACACCAUAGUACAGACAUCGUCAGCUCCUUUCUUAGCAACAGAUUCAUUGAAGGUAUAAAAGAUAGAAUUUGAGUUUGGCAGAAUGUGGAUGUUAAAACUGAUGAAAUUUAGUUGCCGCUUUUAGUAAACAUCAUUUGUCGUGAUAUUUGGACAGGGCAAGUUUUUUUGGUAAUUCAUCGUGAUACUUUCGAUAGUGGGGAACUUCGAGGCACGUUUGCGAUGGUUAUCGACACAUUGAAAAACGUAAAUGAAGACAGGAGGUGUUUUCGGCUUGUAGGAGGUAUUUUAACAGAGCGAAAAGUGAAAGAUGUAUUACCUGCAUUGCUUACAAAUCAACUAAAACUAAUAGAGCUCAUAGCAAAACUAAAUGAACAAAUACUGAAGAAAGGACAGGAGAUAAAUGAAUAUAGGGAAAAACACAAUAUAAACUUUGUUGGUUUAGAUACUCCCAAAGCUGAAGAGCCACAAGCUGCCACACCUUCAGAACCAAGAGGAAAUGUCUUAGUGUCUUAAUCUAUAUCAAAUAGAUUUCACUUCUUUUUUAAAUUCAAUUUUCAUUAUACUCGUAUAGUUCAUUUAAAAUUUUUUUGGCACAAUUGAACUUAGCGAGUUAUAACUGCUAGGUUGUGGUAAAACAUUUGUUUUUUACAUUGUGUGAAUGAUACCAUGCCAUUGCAGAUCUCAAUGUUAUCAACAGACUCUGUGAAAGUUUUAUUAUCGGAGCACAGAUUUUGCUUUUUUCAGUUCACUAAAUUGAUGAAUUAUACAUUUUUGGAUUAUGUGUGCUAGGCCCACAAUAUGGUGAGAUACCGACAUCUCAUGCAUGAGAAAGAGUCAUCCAUAGGACAUAUAUUUUCAUUUUUGUAUUACUUACUAACUCAACAAAAAUAUAGAAGUUUUAUGUUGCA
This is a messenger RNA of Acanthoscelides obtectus, 1084 nucleotides long. The record is from the annotation of a GenBank genome assembly. Lineage: Eukaryota; Metazoa; Arthropoda; Insecta; Coleoptera; Chrysomelidae.